AAAACACCCUAAAUAUGUUUAGAACUACAAAUGAACUUUCUUCUGUCUAUUCUUGUUUUUUUUAUGUUUCAAUUCCAACUCUCCUCCUUUAUCUGGAAUUGGGACCGGCUAAAGUGACCCAAAAGAGACACUCUGGUGGGGUUACUUCGUUUUUUUAGUUCGUUUUUUUUAACGUUUUUUUUUUUUUCAUUUACAUGGCUUACAUUCAGGGCAGGAUCAGCCAGCGGCGGCUUCCCGCAUGCAGGAUUAAUUUGCAGUCUGGACAUGGAGGGGUGAACAUCUCCUGCGCUGACUGCAGCUGGGAGGGACUGCUGCGUGAGGACUGUGAGUGCUUUGGGACAGGUAGGGCCCAUGGCAGCACCCGCUGCUCAUUGAGAAGAGUAAGAACGAUAAGUGCUUUCCGUCAGUCUCCAAUAACAUAAGAAAAAGUCGCUAGAUUUGUUGCGAGUUGCUUUUUUGAAAAUGUGUCCUAGAGGGGUCUGAAUACUUGCUAAAUAUAGCACAAAGUCGCUAAGUUGGCAACACUGGCCCUGGGAUAUUUAAUUUUUUUUAGACCAGAGGAAAGGGUGCCUCCUACUGGCCCUCGAACACCACUUCCAGCAACACCUGGUUUCCCAUCCAGGGACCAACCAGGACCAACCCUGGGGGAUAUGCUGUUGGCAUAGCCUUAUUGAUAUACAAUCACUAAGCCUAUUUUUACUGUGAUAGGCCAACAUUGGAAAAAUACACUUUGGAGACCUAUUAGCCUAAUGAAGUGCCCAGCAAAAAUGGUAAGAUUCAAUGGGCCUAGCUAUGAUAGAUAUGCAUUUUGCUGAUCAAAUAGCCUAUAGUCGUGUGUGCUCUGUAGUAUGCUAGCAUCUAUAAGGAUUUCCAUUAGUGGUCUAAAAUUACUGUGUCCCAUGACACAAAUUAUGGAGAGAACAGAUCCAACAGAGCAGAACGCACUCAUGUUAUGAUGCAUCACACGGCGUGAAUCCAAAGGUAAGUCUGAGUUCAUUUUACAUACCUUCCCUGUAUGAUUAUUUUUAUUAGCCUAUUCUGGACAUGUCUACUUGCCCUUUUGAAUUGGGAGCAAGCACUGCGCUCAUACAUUUUGAUCAUUUUAAAUAGCCUUGUCACAGGUCCUGUGACAGUGAUCCUAUCCUAUCGCAGAAAAGGUGAUCGAUUGAGCCUUAUAGUCAUUUAUUUUCUUUUAGAAUGUAUUUUGUAAUAACAACAAAUACGGACACAGGAUUCAUAUCUCCAGUUGGAAUGAGGACCGUGCGUUUUGCUGUUGGGACUUUCAUCAGUCUGAUUCUCCAAGUGGGCAUGACGCACCAGAGGACGAAUGGUGAAUAUUGCCAUGGUUGGAAGGACGCGCAAUCUGCCUGGCGAGAGGGUUUCUACUGUCCCGAGCGCAACGAUCAAAAAGAAGCGGUGAUCUGCUGCGGAGCUUGUGGGCUGCGCUACUGUUGCGCACUCAUGGGAGCAAGACUGGAUCAGGGAAAAUGCAACAACCACGAGCAAGUUGAACAGCAUGGCACUUCUGAUGACAAGACAGUUGCCAAAAGCACAGUACCUGUCUAUGUUCCCUUUGUGAUUGUGGGCUCUUUGUUUCUGGCCUUUAUCUUUCUGGGCUCCAUGGUGGCCAUGGGUGUCUGUCUGAGUCGUAAACAGGAGAUCUCCCAAAGCCCAGAAGGUGCUGCUGGGCCCCAGGGUGGGAGUGGAGAGCAGCAGCAGGAGGCUGUACCCAUGACUGUGAGUACAGGGAAGUCCUGUGGUUCCUCUUCAUCUCUCUACCCUCCCAAUGCCAGCCAAGCCUGUCCAACUGGACCCUCAUGUGUCCACCAAACCUUACAGAGACAGGAAACUCCCACCAGCCUACAACCCUCCAUGGCUCAACCUUCUACCAUGCACCCCUCCAUGGUGUUUUCUACCCUGGUUCACCCCUCCAUGCUUCACCAUUCCAUAAUGCAUCCUUAUAUGGCUCAAAUGCCUACUCUGUAUACCUCACAAGAGGAAAGCCGUCUUCUAUCAUCUCCCUGCCCCCCAUCUGGCUAUACCAGUACUAAACCCAGACACACUGAAGUGAUCAUAUAAUUUGUGGCUUUGACUUUUACAGACUCCAGUGCAGACAGUAUUUGGGUAUUCAAAUAUGAAAAUAUUAAUAAGCCUAGAAAAUGGAAAGUAAAUCUGAGUCAGCCAGAUUAAUACAAAUAUUGAGGAAAAUAAUUGCAAUUGGUCAAUGACCAAUAAUUCAAGCUUUCACUUUUUAUUUUGACUUAAAAUGUAUGAUAUUUAUUUGUAAACAUGCUGUAUAUGUGCUAAUUAAAAAAAACAGCACAAUAAAUUGCUGACCUAUUUCGGAUGUUUUGUCCAUAAUAGAGUUAUAUUACUGUUAAGUAUUUCUGAUGCAGCUGGUAAACUCUGUACAUAACCCCAUCACAUGAUAUCAUGACUCCCUCAUUUACCACUCUUUAUCUGAAACAUUCUUCACUGUGAUCUCUAUACAUGAAUAGAAUUCACUCUGGGGGUUGAAUGUCCAUGGUGCUGAAUGUUUGCGUGUCUAGCUAGACGUCUUUUACCAACUGCGGCUUUUACAAUUGAAGUUAAAACAUUAUUUAUGCGGGGUUUUUUACCUCCCAUUUUUAGACUUAAUUCCAUACUUCCAUGUGUCCAUCUGAAGCAUGCAUCUUCAGCAUUAGCCUAGCCUAUCUUAUUAGGGAGACCGUUAUAGGCCUAAUCAAUCAGAAUCACAUUUAUUAUCCUACAAUAGGAAAAUCUUUGCACAGCUCACAAAUGACAAACACAGAACAUAGAAAACGCAGUUGGAAACAAGCUACAAGUCACAUACAACUAGUAGCCCCAUCCCCCACAUGCCCAUAUGAAACUACAUGGAAUUGGUAAUGAAUCAGGGAACCCUAGGAUAAUUGUGGAGGUAAUGUGGUGGUAUAGCAGACCUAGCUAUAAUCAUCCCAGGGGAAAAACAAAGAGAUAAAUGUGAUAGUGUCUGGGGGCUCAGUGUCAUGGAUAAUAGAGGUAUUAGUGGCUGGGGGUGUAAAUGGGUGCAGUGAUAGUGAUGUGUGAAAACAUUGAGGUCAACAGUGGCAUUGUCAUUGAGGGUAAAUACUGUAUUAGGGUUAAUAAGGUUGAGCUGGCCAAAGAUUAGGGCUCUGUUUGAAUCACAGAAGCCCCAAUAUGUUACUCUGCCUUCAAAAAGCGAACCCAUUAUGCCAUUGAGUUCAUAUUGAGGCCCCUCCCUGCCAUCAGAACAUGCAUUAGCGCACCGAUGAUGUCUUUCGUACAGUGAUCUACAGACCUCCAUUAAAGCCACAGCAGCAAGAAUCACUGUGCCUUUAAGCCCCCAGACCUUCAUCCCACUUCUAUGGUUCAUGUGCCAUCUGUCAGGAUGGGCUAAUCUGAAAGGGUGGUGCUUAUGCCCAAACAAACCACAAGGUGGUACCUGGCUGGAACCCACUCAUGUGGUUCUCCUGAGAGACAGUAUCCAGCUGGACUGAAGAGGAGAGAAACCAAAUGGAGAAACGCAUCCGUAGGUAAUUACUCACCUGUGUGCAAUAUGGAAUUGCACUGGUUAUAUCAAUUUGGUAGAAGAAUAAGAGUUUAAGAGUAGUUUCCAUAACUAGAACGCUGAUCAUGCGGUCUGAAACAUUGCAAAAUCAAUCUUAUAACAAUGUGUUAUUCAACUGUAAAAUUCCAUAAUCAAUAAUUAUUACAACUAAAUCACAAAGCUCACUAAUCGUGACAAUUUGAGAUGAACUAUUUGGAGAGCUGCCAGACCAAAAAAAACCUUGAAUGUACCAAAAAACGAAUUCAUAGGCCUACGAGUGAGACAAUAGGUCGUCUGACAAUGGGGUGUGACCGUCGUGGGGUUUCGAUUCCCGCCGUGGGCCGGGGGGGUCAUGAGCGGUCACCCCCUGGCUGCAUCCAUUCUCUUCUGAAACUAUUAAUUUACGGGCCCGAAAGUGGUAAUAUAUUCAGACACAUUCUUCAGCGUUUAUAAUAAGAAUAACUGGGCUAAACCAAAGACGCAUACGCCUAAUAAUGCAAUUGAUUUAAUAAUG
Salmo salar (Atlantic salmon) is the source of this 4061-nucleotide messenger RNA. Lineage: Eukaryota; Metazoa; Chordata; Actinopteri; Salmoniformes; Salmonidae. The record is from RefSeq and is a predicted model, not a curated record.